GAGUCGCAGAUUCACAGUUAGUUCUCAAACUUUGUCUCCUUCCUUGUGUUUUGUUAUCAUUUCCAUCACACAGUGUUAAUUGAUUUCUGAAUGGUCAUUUAGCUGUAUCCAGUAGCUAUAUAAGUUAUGAAAGCCAAAUAUGGGUAUUUUUACCUAGAGUUAUCGACAGGCUGGACAUAGACUUUAUAGAUACAUUAUCAAGCUGCGAUUAAAACUUGUACUUGUUUUCACAGGAUAAAAUUCUCUAUUUUCUUCCGACAAAGAAACUUUAACAUAAGAUUGUUGUGAAUAUGAAGAAUACUGUAGUAGUUAUGGUGGUACUAUCCACCUACCUAACAGCAGACGGGCAAUCAUACUAUACUAGUAAAGGUAAUACCAACAAGUGUAAUGAAUGUUGUCGGGGGAUACCAGGAGUACAAGGUAUGCCAGGUUUACAUGGACAACCAGGAACAAGAGGAAUGGAUGGUCAUAAAGGUGAAACAGGUUCCAAAGGUGACAAAGGCUCUGAAGGAAUGACAGGGGCACCAGGAAUCGCUGGUCCAGUUGGUCCGAAAGGUGAGCGAGGUCGUAAAGGAUCAAAAGGACCUCAGGGUCCCCAAGGUAAGCAAGGCUUGAAAGGUGAUCCUGGUUCUAGAGGCUAUGCAGGUACUAAAGGCGAGAAGGGAGAAAAGGGAGAUCAGGGUGCUCAACCACCUAAGAUUGCCUUCUCCGCGAGUCGCAGCACUAAACUGGGACCAGUACUUCAAGACACUGCUGUGACAUUCGAUCGAGUUCACCUGAAUCUUGGAGAGAGUUUUGACCCCUACACAUCUCAUUUUAUUUGUAAGCAUAACGGAACUUAUCUAUUUACGACACACAUCCUAGGCCAGAAUAAAAUAGACGCUUAUGCUUGGAUGAUGGUAAACAAAAACCAUAAAUUACCUUUACAUGGGGAUGGUCGUGCUGGGUAUGGUACAGGUAGUAAUACUAUUAUAUUAGAAUUAACGGUAGAUGAGCAUGUGUGGGUACAACUCAGCAAAGAUUCAGCACUUAUGAAUGAUUAUUCUUCAUUUUCUGGACACAUAUUAUUUGAUGAAUAACUCAGUUUAACUCUUUUACCCUUUCUUACCAUAUGAGAAAAUCAGCCUUCAGUUAGAUCGGGCACAUCAUGGAGAUUAACUUUGUUAGUAAUAGUGUCAAGAUUUUUGUAUGUUAUUCCCAAUCAUGAAUGAGCUAACCCUCUUGGAUUUAGGUUAUGAUAAAUUAAAGUACAAUCUGACUUAAAUACAGGGCUCUGUUUCUCGAAAUCUUAACUAAAGAUAAAAUCCAAAUUUUAGUAGAUACUUCAAUUUUGAUUGGUUAAGCACUAAAAUCAAUCUAAUAUUAUCCAAUCAAAUUACUAAAAUUUGGAUUUUAUCUUAGUUAAAAUUUCGUGAAACAGGCCCCUGAUACUUUUGAUGUCCUAAACUACAUGAAGACCUGACCAGUUGUACUGGAAGGUCGGGUCAGGUUAAAUAUGAGCAGCUUUUGACCUUAUAACGUCAGACAUUGAUUAAUCAAUCAGCGAUUAUGUUUCUAGUGGUUUACCCAAAGUUCUGUGCACCUCACAGCAAAAACUCGCUGUAACAGAUCGUUUCAUUGGCUAGUGUAGUAAAGACAAGUAAAAUGACAUUUUGAACUAUAAAAAAAUGAAACGAAAUAGGAUCUGUGUUUGAAUCAGAUUGGAUAAAGUAUUGAAUGGGGUUAUGUAUUUUGAUUCCUGAUGGGUAAGUUCUUUCUGAUCAAAUUUUUCUUACAAAGAUUUUUCCAGUCUGCAUGUUUACUAAUUUUAGCUUAAUUUGGGGUUAUUGUGUCGACAGUGUGUCACAAAUUCAGUUAUACUUGAACAUUUUUCAACAAAAACAGAUUGAAACAUAAAAUCCAUUGAAAUGAACAGAUUUAACCUAAAUCAGAGAGGUCUAGCCAUUUUAAAUCUGUAAAAUCUGUAAGAUCAAAAUCUUCAACAGACAGUAGUUAUCAUUGUCAAUACAUGUAGAUUCUAUUUAGACUUCUUAAAAUUCCUUAGACAUAAAUCUGCGUUAAGAAGCAGCUAUAUGUAUAGUAAAAUUUCAUAAUAUUUAAUAUAUAAUGGUUGUGAUAUUUAGGUGUUUGUAAUAAAUGUGUUCAGAUUGACAGUGGAUGUCAAAAAAUCUUUGAAAUAUUGUCAAUAUUUUAAUUAAUUUCAUUGUGUGUUUUUAAAGAUGCAUAUUUUAGAGCUAAAUCUGUCUAUUGUGAGUCUUUUUCCUGACUUCAAAUCUUUGAAAUAUUGUCAAUAUUUUAAUUAACUUCAUUAUGUGUUUUUAAAGAUGCAUAUUUUAGAGCUAAAUCUGCCUAUUGUGAGUCUUUUUUCUGGUUUCAAAUAUUAUAUAAAUUAUCAUUUAAACAUUUAUUAACAUGACAAGCCCAUAAUCAACAACUCUCUGGGCCACUGGAUGGCUCUGAUUUUAAGUAGAUUAGAGCGCCACUGUCAUUAAAGAGUUUUAACGAUAAAAUGGAUAAUCGAGACUUAGUCUCGAUUGUCAAGUAUCAUUGCUACAAUAAUAAAUAAUCUAUGUUACAUUUUGUUAAAACAUCAAACUCUUGUUGUAACUUCACACAGAAUAACGUAAUUUGACUGAAAUUUUCAAUAUAUUCAUUUUUCGUUAUCUAUUUUUGAACUAUUAAUAAUCAGAACGUAAUUUGACUGAAAUUUUCAAUAUAUUAAUUUUUCGUUAUCUAUUUUUCAACUAUUUAACUAAAUCUAUCUGUGUAAAGAUAUAUAUUUAAUAUAACAUGUGUAUCCAAUUGAUGUUUUGUAAUCAUAUGUAUCUAUUAUAUAUUUCUUUUUAUUUGCCCGCAUUUUAGUGUGUGUGAAUUAAGAUUUUAUACAAUCUCGGCUUCGUUUCUCUCUUUGAGGAAUCACGCCGGCCAUUGAUCAGUCUGAAUUCAGUUCCUUAGCUCCUCACACAGUGGCGUCUGGCUGGCAUCAAUUCGUCGCAUGAGUUACAUAUUAAUGAUCCUUGGAACAUUCUCUACAUCUUGACAUCAAAAGUUCAUUCGAAAACAGCUGAUUUGAUGAAUUUAUCUGGAACAAUUUUUAGCGAGCGAUUCGGCAAUAUGAGUGUAAAAUACCCAAAAAUUUCUGAAGAUACGCGAGUUUGGAUCGCCAUCUUGGAUCUUUGUGAAGCGUCAGUCAGAAGGAUACAUCAUGUGACAUUCAAAAUGGCUGAUGUAUGGCCGGAGCGUUUCCCCAGCGCAGAGAAACAAACAGUAAACUUGUCUCUGGGAGACUAGAUUGGAUUUUAUACUACCAUUUUAAUACUGAUAUGUUUAGUGUAAGUUAUGAUUAUAAACUUUCACUUUAAACAAUGAAGAUGUUAAUUAUUGUGUUUUAUCUAUAAAGGCAAUUAGCACACUACUGUGUAGAAUGUGAAACGUGAAAUGUUUAAACAAUGAAGAUGUUAAUUAAUGUGUUUUUUUCUAUAAAGGCAAUUAGCACACUGCUGUGUAGAAUGUGAAACGUGAAAUUUUUGUUAAU
Patella vulgata (common limpet) is the source of this 3535-nucleotide messenger RNA. RefSeq names its product otolin-1. The transcript is spliced from 3 exons. Bases 291 to 1079 code for a protein of 262 amino acids. Lineage: Eukaryota; Metazoa; Mollusca; Gastropoda; Patellidae. Gene Ontology annotation, molecular function: protein binding. The record is from RefSeq and is a predicted model, not a curated record.